GAGCUGCGUCUUCGAUAUGUGUUUUUCUGAAACUGUCUUUAUAAACUGUCUCUUUCUUUAUGUUUUGUUAUUUUCCCUCCGCGGUUUGCGUGAGACAAACUUUAAAUCCAUUUGUUGUUAUCUCCACAAUUUUAAAAAAGAAAAAAAAUGAACAAAUUGAUUAAGCCUCUUGGUUUCUCAUGAUUUGCACUAGAAGAGCCCUGGCCUUUCUUCUCUGCUUUCUAACAAAAUUUUCUCGGGAAAAUCAAGUUCCUUUUUUCCCCCCUAGGUCAUCUUUCCUCUUCCGCUUAAUUCUUCGCUUUCUCUGACGUUGUUGGAAUUGAAAAAAAAAACUAAUGGGUGCUGGAGAAAAAACCCUAAAAAGCUUCAAUUUACAUCUCCCUCAUCUGAAGAGCAGCAGCAAACAGGCGAUCAAAGAUGUGCCGAAGGGGUGUUUGGCGAUAAAAGUGGGACAAGGGGAGGAACAGCAAAGGAUUAUAGUUCCUGUCGUGUACUUCAACCAUCCUUUGUUCAUGCAGCUCCUCAAAGAAGCCGAGGAAGAGUACGGCUUCGAACAGAAGGGUACGAUCACAAUCCCUUGUCACGUCGAGGAGUUUCGAUACGUUCAAUCCAUGAUCGAUCGAGAGAGAUCUGUUUCUUAUCAUCAUCACCACCACUACCACCACCACCACCACCAGUAUCACCUCGUUGGAUGUUUUAGGGUUUGAUCCGUGCAUGACGAUGAAUGUAAACAAAAGCAAAGGGGAGGAGAGAGAUACUCUCUCUCUCUCUCUCUCUCUCUCUCUCUCUCUCUCUCUGUUCUUCUUUGUUCCUUUCUUGUUUGUGUUGUUAUUGUGGAGUUGUGGAGCCAAACAGGGCCUAACCCACAAAAUUAGGAGUAGAUAGCUCGUGCUAUGUUUUCUCUUUGUAAGUUACUGUAUUUUCCGUUUACUUUGGUACAUGGAACUUGAAAAAUAAAUGAAAAAAAGAGUGAAUAUUUUUCAUGGUUU
Messenger RNA from Tarenaya hassleriana, 989 nucleotides. RefSeq names its product auxin-responsive protein SAUR32-like. Bases 336 to 707 code for a protein of 123 amino acids. The transcript has a single exon. NCBI's taxonomy places the organism in Eukaryota, Viridiplantae, Streptophyta, Magnoliopsida, Brassicales, Cleomaceae. The record is from RefSeq and is a predicted model, not a curated record. Gene Ontology annotation, biological process: response to auxin.